Manihot esculenta (cassava) is the source of this 3808-nucleotide messenger RNA. RefSeq lists its product as uncharacterized. Gene Ontology annotation, biological process: protein ubiquitination. Gene Ontology annotation, cellular component: CCR4-NOT complex. The transcript is spliced from 14 exons. The record is from RefSeq and is a predicted model, not a curated record. Gene Ontology annotation, molecular function: ubiquitin-protein transferase activity; RNA binding. Lineage: Eukaryota; Viridiplantae; Streptophyta; Magnoliopsida; Malpighiales; Euphorbiaceae. Bases 218 to 3340 code for a protein of 1040 amino acids.
GAGAUGAGAGAAAGGCAGCAGCCAAAAAACCCAUCCAAACAAACAACACAAGAGCCUUCACGCUCUCUAUCUCUCUAUCUCUCUAUCUCUCUGCACCUUUAAAAAGCUUCUUGUGGUUUUCUUCUCUCGCUCCCUCCCGUUUUUUCAUUUCUCUACAUCAUCGUCACAGAUUCUCUCUCUCUCUCUCUCCAUCUUCUCGAUCCCGAAACUGGCAACCAUGAGCGACGAAGGAGAAAAGACCUGCCCACUUUGCGCAGAGGAGAUGGACUUGACUGAUCAGCAAUUGAAGCCUUGUAAAUGUGGUUACGAGAUAUGCGUUUGGUGUUGGCAUCACAUAAUGGACAUGGCAGAGAAGGAUGAUACGGAGGGGCGGUGCCCAGCAUGUAGGGUUCCUUAUGACAAGGAGAAGAUAGUAGGGAUGGCGGCUAGCUGUGAAAGAUUGGUGGCUGAAAUUAAUGUUGAGCGUAAGAAGUCACAGAAAGCAAAGACAAAACCGUCUGAAGGAAGAAAGCAACUCAGCAGUGUACGGGUGAUCCAGCGAAACCUUGUGUACAUAGUUGGGUUACCUCUUAAUAUGGCAGAUGAAGAUCUUCUCCAGCGCAGAGACUAUUUUGGCCAGUAUGGGAAGGUUCUGAAAGUGUCCAUGUCUCGAACGGCAGCUGGUGUCAUUCAACAGUUUCCAAACAAUACUUGUAGUGUAUAUAUAACAUACUCAAAGGAGGAAGAAGCAAUUCGUUGUAUUCAAUCUGUACAUGGAUUUGUCCUGGAUGGUAGAUCUUUGAAGGCAUGCUUUGGGACCACAAAAUACUGUCAUGCAUGGCUGAGAAACGUGCCCUGCACCAACCCAGAUUGUCUAUACUUGCAUGAGAUAGGUUCUCAAGAAGACAGUUUUACGAAAGAUGAGAUAAUAUCGGCAUACACCAGGAGUAGGGUUCAACAAAUUACUGGUGCAACAAACAAUAUGCUGCGGCGUUCAGGGAGUAUGUUGCCUCCACCUAUGGAUGAUUAUAGCAGCAAUAGUUCUGCUGCUGUAGCGAAACCUAUAGUAAAAAAUACUUCAAAUAAUACAAUUAGUAUAAGCAAGGGUUCUCCUCCAAAUGGAAGCUCCGGCAGAUCUAUUGCACUUCCUGCUGCAGCUUCAUGGGGGAUGCGUGCUGGUAGUCAGCCACAGACUGCUGCUAAUUCAGCAUCUUCAAAUGGACCUAAUAAACCAAAACAAGACGUUGUUAAUGGCACAUUAGGUUUAUCAACAACAGUAGCAAGUACAAACCAGGCUUCUACCUUGCAUAGUGAUGUUGGAAAAAGGGCAACUUGGAAUGAAGAUGGUCAAGCCACCAGUGGUAAAGGCAAACAAGAUCCAUUGAAAUAUGUCAAACCUAAUGUUCAAGAUGAUCCCGUUAUAUAUGUCAAACCUAAUGUUGAAGAUUUUCUAGCCAAUAUGCCAGAUAAACCAUCCACUACUGAUGGUGCUGUUGCUGAAACAUCGAGUAAUCACUCAUCUAGUCCUCCAGCUAAGCACAAUGACUGGGGCUCUCCUUUGUUGUCAAAUGGUACAGAUUCCUUUCUUCAUGUUGUGCCAUCUUCCGGGCAUGAACAGUUGGGAAUUAGUUCUACUGAUAAGGAAUCAAUAAAGACUGACAAUAAUUUUAGAAGUCAACUUUCUGGUUUAAUGAGAACUAGUAGUCCUCUUACAGAUCACAGUGUGACAAAAUUGCCUUUAUCGCCUAGCAGUCAAGGAUUACAACAAUCAUAUCCUGAUCAAUAUAGAGAACCUUUAUCUUCACCAGGAACUGAGAAAAUUUAUUGUCCAAGAGAACAGAAGCCUGAUUGGAGAACAGAUCCUCAAAUUCAAACAGUUACUAAUAAUGUUUCUGAGGUGGAGGAGGAUAUAAUAUCAUUUGAUAAUCAGAGACUCAAGGAUCCAGAAGUUGUAACUCGGACUACAUGCAUGCCAAAUUCAGCUAAUUCACUCCAUAUUUCAAAUAAUUCAAGGUCGCAUUUGCAACAUAAUGAUCUUUUUGGUGCUGCUAAUCUAAAUUCUGAUCCUCUAUUCAUGGAUAAUAGAUUUGUUGACAACACACUUAUGCAUGCAUCUAGCAACACUGUAAUGUCAAAUGGAUAUCAUGAGAAAUUGCUCGGCAGUGCUGCUGGUUUGGAUAGAAACAUAGAGCAUUCCUUCUCUCUUCCAAAUGAAGGGGAAGCAGGCCAGCUCAUUGAAAAUUUUCCAGGGGAUGCAACAUCCUUGGAUGUGGGUGAGAGCAGCAUAAUUUCAAAUAUAUUAUCACUCGACCUCGAUGGAUGGGAUGAUCCAUUGACUUCACCUCAGAAUUUGGCCAAGUUGUUGGGUGAAACUGAUAAACAGCCUAGCUCUCUAAAAAUGUCGGGUUCUUGGAAAGUUCAAAAUAACAAUCAGUCAAGGUUCUCUUUUGCAAGACAGGAAGAAACGAGAAAUCAAUUUGUUGACGUGGAUCCAUCUUUUAGUGUUUUCGGAAAGUUGACAAAGAAUCUCUCAGUUAAUCAGAAUUUUUCAGAAAAAAGAAAAUUGUAUUUGGAUAAGGCUGGGAUGAGUAAUGGUUUCUCUACCUGUACUUUUGAGGAAUCUGAAAAUUUUACCAGUGGUCCUUCGGUUUUCUCUUCUAAUAAGCCUUCUGCAGUUUCAAGAGCCCAAAUUUCUGCCCCUCCUGGAUUCUCCACUCCUAACAGACUUCCACCCCCGGGCUUUUCUUCUCAUGAGAGGAUAGACCAUCUUUUUGAUUCCUUAUCUGGGAGUCAUUUGCUUGACUCGUCUUCCAUGCUGAGAAAUUCAUAUCAGCCACCCUCAACUGGAAAUAUCAAUAGCAGUGGCGAUAUUGAAUUCAUGGAUCCUGCAAUUCUGGCAGUUGGUAAAGGGAGACUUCAAGGUGGGCUUUCCAAUCCAGGCUUAGACAUGAGACCAAGUUUCCCACAACAGCUAAGUGCGUUUGAGAAUGAGGCAAGGCUUCAGUUAUUGAUGCAAAGAUCUCUCUCACCCCACCAGAACCUGAGAUAUACUGAAAUUGGGGAUAGCUUUUCUUCUCUUACUGAUUCUUAUGGCAUUUCCUCGAGGCUUGUGGAUCAAUCACAAAUGAGCAAUUUAUCUCCUUUUAUGCAAAUGUCUCUUCAGCAUUCUAGGAAUGGACUUGUGUCAAAUGGGCACUGGGAUGGCUGGAAUGAGGUUCAAGGUGGAAACAAUCUUGGUGUGGCAGAACUAUUGCGUAAUGAGAGACUGGGAUUGAAUAAAUUCUACGCUGCUGGGUAUGAAGAUUCCAAGUUUCGAAUGCCAAGUUCAGGAGACUUGUAUAACAGAACAUUUGAGAUGUGAAAGCUGUUGGAAUGAGACAAAUUUUUAUCUGGCCAGCGAUGGCUGACGAGGAAGCAUAAAUAACCUGUAUGCAUGUGGCUGUGUACUGAAGUAUGGGGACUGACUCAUGACUGGUCUCUUUGGGCAGCCUGAUGAAGGAUAAACUCUCGAAAAUUGGGGUCUUGAAGGCAGCAGGUGGAGGAAGCUGCAACCUACAUUUGAUAUAUGAAGAUUGUGCAACUGUGAAAUGAGUGUAUAAUGUGAAACUGGCAGGUUCAUCCUUCCAGUGGAUUGAGUGUUUUGCUCCCUUGUUAUAUAGGCAAGUAUAAUUUUGGUUGCUACUCUCACAACUAUAAAAAUAGAUGCAAAGUUUGAAAAAUCCUCUUUCUUUCUUUCUUUCUUCAUUUUGCCUUCGGCUGAUCUCAUUUCUAUACUUCAUAUGAACCGAGGUUUACAUUUGAAAAUUAAAAUCGGGGUGCUUUCGUGUGA